CUGGCCUCCUUGCCCGUUCCAUUCGUUUAUUUGCAAUAGCCUCAGCACUUCUUUGUUUGCUCCUGUCUCGUGUUCCUCUCGUGCCGGACCGCCGGCCACCCACUUUACCGCUAUUGGAAACCAGACUUCGAAUGUGUCAUAUUUUUCAUACAUUCGAUUUAAAGUUUUCCCCAAUAAUUUUAUGCCCUUUCUCCAGUUUCGUAAGGAUUCAAAUUCCGAGGGGGAGAAUGAGAAAUCUAGUUGUAAUUGUGGAGCGAGGCAAACUCGAUACGCAGAAAGGUUAGUGAGAAAAAAAAUUAAAGCCGCGCCAGAACCAAGGUCAUGCUCAAUCGCCAGUUUUUACCUUGACGUAUCCGCUUGCCAGCAUGCUCUUCACGUCGAUCGCGGGAUUCAGGGUGACUUUGACAUUGCAAGAAAAUCCUCUAUCAGCUCUCGUAAAUAUCUCUCUCUCGAUAACACAAUUGCCCUUCACCGAGUCGAGUUUCGUGUUCGCCUUCGCUCCCUCACCCUCCUCCCUCCCUUUAGAUCGCCUGUGUCUUUUGGGUAGGUAGAAUUGUGCAUCGAUCGGUAGCGAGUGAUUGAGAAAAUGAGUUUGGAAUACCAGAAGCCGCUGUGUUUACUGACUCCUUUCCCAUGGGGUGCCGUCACACCAUGUCGGGAUGACAUCCGACAACUCCGUGCCUUGUCACUGCAUCGUGCAACAAACGUGACCUACCAGAGCCACCAUGUGUCACGGUCCAAGAGAGGACAGGUCAUGGGUCAAAGGGGAGGAUUCCGAGGAUGCACCAUCUGGUUCACAGGGCUGAGUGGUGCUGGGAAGACAACAAUAUCAUUUGCCCUGGAAGAGCUCUUGGUAUCAAAGGGACUCCCUGCUUAUGGCCUGGAUGGAGACAAUGUCCGUCAUGGCUUGAACAAGAACCUGGGAUUCUCCCCUGAAGAUCGAGAAGAGAACAUACGACGUGUAGCUGAAGUAGCCAAGCUCUUUGCUGAUUCUGGUGUCAUUGCCCUCUGUUCUUUUGUCUCCCCCUAUGCCAAGGAUCGAGAGAAGGCACGGAAAGUGCAGGAGGAUAUUGGACUUCCAUUCUUUGAGUGCUUCAUUGACACCCCACUUGAGAUUUGUGAACAACGGGACACCAAGGGUCUCUACAAGAAGGCCAGGGCUGGAGAGAUCAAAGGUAGAGAUUAA
Messenger RNA from Darwinula stevensoni, 1186 nucleotides. The record is from the annotation of a GenBank genome assembly. Lineage: Eukaryota; Metazoa; Arthropoda; Ostracoda; Podocopida; Darwinulidae.